Messenger RNA from Rosa chinensis, 2137 nucleotides. RefSeq names its product dnaJ homolog subfamily B member 4. Bases 244 to 1776 code for a protein of 510 amino acids. NCBI's taxonomy places the organism in Eukaryota, Viridiplantae, Streptophyta, Magnoliopsida, Rosales, Rosaceae. The record is from RefSeq and is a predicted model, not a curated record. The transcript has 2 exons.
UAGAACCGUAGAGGUACUACAGUCCAGCAGAAAGUAAGAAGCAGAAGCACCUCUCACUCUCGCUCUCUCUCUUUCUUUCGAAAACACAAGAAGAAGGCGCGAACCAGUCUCUCUCUGUUUUACUGUCUCGGGUGAAGAUUUUGGAUAACUGAGAAGUGAGGACUGGCAGGAUAUUUGUGUGGUAUAUAUCAUCUGGUUACUCCUGUAUGUGAGAGAAACUAGAGUCUUAGUGCUAAAUCAUCCAUGGACUGCAACAAAGAGGAGGCAAUCAGGGCAAUGCAGCUGUCAGAAGAAAAGAUGCAGCUUAAUGAUUUUGCAGGAGCAAGGAAGUUGGCUCAAACAGCUCAACGCCUCUGCUCUGAGCUUCAGAACAUUUCUCAGCUACUAACAGCCUGUGAGGUUCAGUGUUCAGCAGAAAACAAGAUAGCUGGAUGUGAAAUGGACUGGUAUGGGAUUCUUCAGGUUCAGCGAUCUGAUAAUGAUGAGAGCAUAAAGAAACAAUUCAGAAAACUAGCGCUAUUACUUCAUCCUGAUAAGAAUAAAUUUGCUGGAGCUGAGGCUGCUUUUAAGCUGAUCAUGGAUGCAAACAGGGUGCUGGCGGACCAAGGAACUCGUUCUAAGUAUGACAAGAAGUAUAGAAAAGCUUUAGCAAAAGCUGGUAGAAUUGGAAGCUCUUCUGUACCAAUACACAAAGGAAAUGCAACCUUGAAUCCGGAGUCAAAGGCAGGAAUUGCUGCUGAUGUUGGGACUUCUAACACUGUAAAGAAAGAUAUUGGGCAUGCAGAUGGAGUAGGCAAGCAAGGUGUUGAUUCUUCCAGGUCUGGUCCAAGGUCCAAGGAUCUAGGAACUUCGAGAAAUAUGAAUAAAAAGAGAGGAAGAAGUUCAAGUUUUGAAUCCACUGAAAAUUCCAACAGAGGAAAGAGAGCUAGAGCUGAUUCUGAGCUGAAUGGAGGUGAUCACCUUAGGAGAUCUUCAAGGAGCAAGCAGAAUCUUUCGUCCAGUGAAAAGCUAAAUAAUAAUGGUGCUAUGAAUGGUGGGAUAUUAAAAAAUGAUAGGCCAACUGAUUCUGGAGCCAAUUCAGUUGUUGCAUCCGUACCAAAGGUCUUUGAGGUUCCUGAACCUGAAUUCAAUAAGUUUGCGCCCGAGGGAAAUAUUUUUAAUGCUAAUCAAACAUGGGCACUUUAUGAUCAAGUAGACGGCAUGCCAAGGUUCUAUGCUCGAGUUAAGAAAGUGCACACUCCCGGAUUUAAGGUGAAAAUCACCUGGCUCAUUCCCAAUCCAGAUGACAAAGGUGAGAUUGGUUGGGUUAAAGAAGACUUGCCAGUUGCUUGUGGUAAGUACACAAUUGGUCUCACUGAAGACAUUACAGAUCAUCUAUCGUUUUCUCAUCAGAUGCAUUGCACAAAUGGCACCGUCAGAGACUCCUUUCUGGUAUAUCCUAGGAAGGGAGAAACUUGGGCCCUCUUCAAGAAUUGGGACAUUGGGUGGAGCUCUGACCCUGCAAAGCACAAGCCAUUCGACUUCGAAUUCGUGGAAGUCCUGUCAGAUUUUUCACAAGUUUUUGGCACCAGAGUAGCUUAUUUAGCCAAAGUCAAAGGCUUUGUGAGUCUGUUUAAGCGAAGCAAGCCGCAUGGUGUCAUUUCAUUUCAAAUACCACCUGAUGAGGUGUACAGAUUCUCGCAUCGAAUUCCCUCUUUCAUGAUGUCUGGUGCCGAAAGGCGUGGUGUUCCUAAAGGUUCCUUUGAGCUUGAUCCAGCCUCUCUGCCUAGUGACUAAACUAGCAGGGACCCAAGAGUAGCAAGGUACCGAAUAUUAGCUCUAGCACUUAACCCACCACCAACUAGAUGUCCUUUCAGCUGUGUAGUCCUCAUAGUAUACAAAGUAGUCUCAUGUAUCUAAUACUCACUAAAGCUUAUGGCUUUUGGACCUUAUCCUAAUCCCCUGAAUUGAUGGGAAUAACAGCGCUAGCAAUUAUGAAACGAGCAUGAGAUGUCAAUAUAUGAGUUGAUGUAUCAUUUAUUGUGUCAUUUCCUUGAGUCUUAUUCCUAUUUACUCUCCCUUUGUCCUUGGCAUUUGACAAAGGAAAAUUUUAAGAGGUUGAGAUAUUAAGUCAGAGAGAGGUUAGAGUAGCAGCCAU